UCUCCCUGCUUGUUACCUAGCAACUUGGGGAUACUGGUGCUUUCUCCUCUGACCGACUCCUUCCGCAUUAGAUACAGGGAUCACUUGGGGAAAGGUUCAUGCUUUGGGAAGACAGAUACCCAUGCUGGGUAUCUGAUGAGACAUAGGGUGCACUGUCGAACUGAAUUGCGACUUUCAGAAUUCUCUGCGCAAACUUGAAAGUGCCUCUGCUGGUUUUGCUACCACUUAAAUGUUUGGCAAGGUGACAGAUCCCCUCUGAAACACCAGUAGCCUUUUGUGGUGUGUUGAAUCUGACAAACAGGAACCUGCACAGGUGCACAACAUUCAAUUCUGGGACUAUUGACCGGCCUUUGUACUUAUUAAAGUUUCAUUGGAUGCGAUUGCCACAUGAGUUCCUCAAGGAUAAUGGACCCUAAGAUGAGAGAGGCUGAAGUAGAUGGAGAGGACAAUUCAGGAAAGAAAAAAUCAAAGUUCAAAUCUUUCAAAAAGUUUUUUGGCAAAAAGAAAAGGAAAGAGACACCAUCUUCUGUGAGCAGCAGUCUGAAGUUGUGCCAGUCAACAAGUGAUGUGGCAGCCUCUCAUGACAUGCGCAUUAGUUAUGAUUCUGAAGAUGAACUUGAGACACAUAAAGGCAUUAUGGGAAGCAGAGCUUUGUCACAUGAUAGCAUUUUCAUCCUUGAGACUGGGCAAGAGCCUGCAAGGCCAGUAAGAGUGUUUUCUCAAGAAAAUGUUUCUGAUCGGAUUAGAGCUUUACAGCUGAAACUCCAGCCUACCAUGAAAUUGGGACCUCCGCCUCCAUUUGGACUUCAUGCAAAGCGAACAGACGACGCUGGGACCAGUUCUGAAGAUGAUGGAUUACCCAGGAGCCCUCCAGAAAUGUCUUUGCUUCAUGAGAGCCUGAUCUCAGGCAUGAGAACAAGAUUCUCUGACUCUCACAAGCACCUUAGCUCUUUGAGUUUAGCUGGAACAGGCAGUGAAGAAGAAGAACAGAUUACAUUGGGUUCUUCAUCUAGAUCUCGCUCUACAGACGGACAGCUGUUCACUAGGCAUGGAAGUACCAGCACUGAGUCUCCCCGGACAUCAACUGACAGUACCAUCUCCCCUACAGCCAAUUUUGACACUCCACCUGAGCUUUCUGCUUUCCUGGAUAAUUCUGCUGCUAAGCACAAGCUUUUAAUAAAACCCCGGAACCAGAGAUUCAGUAGAAUGAGAAAAUUCUCUCAGAAGACCCAGUCUGAAUCUCUGACUGAUUUGAGCUGUACCCCAGAGGAAGAAGAAGAGGAUGAUGCUGUAUUCAAGCCCAGCAAUCAAGAACUGCCAUGCAGCACAGCUGCAACGCAGAAUGUGGCUUCCUGGCCAAAACCCAGAAUGCCUGAGGAUUUCCCCCCUGCUUUGAGACCUGUGAUGACUCAGCCUGCUUCCGAGUCUGCUGUUGGACAGGAAACCCUGCUACCAGAGAAUAAGCCAGAGGACUGCCAACCAACACUGGAAAUGACACGUCAGGAGUCUGAGCCCUCGUUGCUGUCAGAGGGCAAAGACUCUGCAACUUCUUCCAGUUCAGACAGAGAAGUACAAAAGCAAGAAGAUUCCUCAGAAACACUGGUUUUAUUGUCUGGGGAUGUGUCAAAUGUUGUAAAUCAAGAAAAUAAGGAGUUGCCUGCUGUGUUUCCAUUAAACAAAUUACCUUCUGAAGAAAAUAUUUCAAUUACUAAGAGUGGUGUUGUUUGCUUGGGAAGGUCAGAAGAAAAUAAACAGAAGGAUGAUCAGGUACCUGUGGAAAUGCCCUGUACUAAAGGGGCAAACAAAGAGUUUACUCUAUUGUCAGAGUCCAGCAAGGAGUUUUUCAUGGGUUCUUCCCAGCCCACAGACUCAUUCCAUGUUUCACAUUCUGCUUCUUCAAUGCAGAUGGGAUCAUCUACUUUUUUCUCUCUAGAGAAAAUAAAGACUUCACAGGAGGCAUCUGCUUCUGAUAAGGAGAAGAGCCAGUCACUGGUCCACAAGGAGGAACCAUUGGGGAAGAAAGCUGAAAAGGCAGUCAGUGAACUCAAUGCCUUCAAAAAGUUUUCUGUUUCCUCUGCACGGGAGAGACCAAGCACCAGAAGCCUGUAUUUCCCAGAAAGAUCAGAGUUGGAAACCCCAUUAAAUACUGGAUUCUUCCUGUCCAAAGCAAAGGUCUCCUCAAGAAAUGAGAAGCAGCAAGAUGACUUCCAGAAGGGACCAGAUAUGGACGAGGAAAAAAGCAGCAGCAAAAAGGAGACUUUGCUGCCAGAGUCCUACUCUGAGAACACAGGCCAAACUACAGAAAUUUUGGCCAGUUAUAUUUCCCCAGCUGUUGAUGCAGUACCAAUGCCAAGCAAUUCUUCAGUGGUAUCUCAGAAUCAGCAAAGUUGUAAAGAUAAAAGUCCUUUUCAAGUGAAACUUAGGUCCACCUCACUGUCCUUGAACUUUGGAGACAACUCACCACCAGAAUCAAAAGGGAUUAAAAGAUACAGUGCAGAAUUUAAUUUAGAAAAUGAGGGAUUGACUUCCUUUCUAAGAGGUGAUAAGGCAGAGAUCAGAAAAAGAGCCAAUACAAAUACUGGUGAUUCUUUAAAUGAAAAGAUCAAACCCAAAGCAAAGUCCUCUGAACAGCUUAAUAGCAAACCUCCAUUGCCUAAAAAGCCAGUGUUGCAAAGCAUAACCAUUCCAAACACUACUGCAAGCAAGGAGAAGCAGGACAAAGCUAUUCACUCUCCUGAAUCCAGAAGUGAAGACAGAGACUUGGAGAAACAGUCAACUUCUUGUAAAGUGCCUGAGAAAAGCGUGCCUUCCCCCGUGGCUGCCGGAGUCGCUGGAAGAGAUCCUGACACUCCUACAGAGCCAGCCUGGAUUUCCAUUGCAAGGCAAAAGCAGAGGGGCAUGCAUCAGGAGAAGGAACUCGACAGAGAAAAGCUUGUGGCUCCAGAAAAUAAGUCAAAUACAGAGAAACAGAAUAAAGGAAAGGAACAAACAGAGGGGCCAGUGAAGCAACAAUGGAGCAAACCUUCACACUUGGCACCUAAAACCACUUCUGAAGAGCAGAGGAAAGACACGAAGCCUGAAUCGAAGCCCCUGCUGAGAACCAAUUCAUUGUCACAUUAUGUCCCUGUAGCUGCAUCACCUGCACUGGUGGAUAAGGAGGAAAUAAGCCACUUGAAGAAAGCCAGUAAUGCUGCUCCAGAUCAGCCAUCGUGGAUGGAGCUGGCCAAAAAGAAAUCUCAAGCUUGGAAUGAUAUGCCGCAGAUUAUAAAAUAGAAUGAUGCAAACAAGUAGCAUCUUUCAUAAUUAAGUCAACUACUUAACUGAACUCCUACAGACCAGCUAAUCACAGUGAAGAAUCUCUUGAUACAGAAGGGUUUAUUAUACAGCUGUGGAGAAAGUGUGCAAUAGGUGCAGUCAAAAAGUUUACCUUUGGUUUUGUAGCAAUCAGAAUUGCAAUGGCAAUGGAUUAUUUAAAUUAUGCUAAGGACAUACUUACACUUUGGAAAAUAAAACUUUUGCCUUAUGUAUUUCCUGCAUCUUCUGCUUUUAAUGAUGUUUGUAUCCAAACAGGAUCUUUACUAAACUUUGCUGAACUUCUGUUGUUGCUGGAAAAUUCUAUUUGUUA
This is a messenger RNA of Ficedula albicollis (Collared flycatcher), 3625 nucleotides long. It is a transcript of the gene CRACDL, whose product is annotated as KIAA1211-like ortholog. The transcript is spliced from 12 exons. Lineage: Eukaryota; Metazoa; Chordata; Aves; Passeriformes; Muscicapidae. Bases 388 to 3273 code for a protein of 961 amino acids. The record is from RefSeq and is a predicted model, not a curated record.